This is a messenger RNA of Helianthus annuus (common sunflower), 951 nucleotides long. RefSeq lists its product as uncharacterized. The record is from RefSeq and is a predicted model, not a curated record. Lineage: Eukaryota; Viridiplantae; Streptophyta; Magnoliopsida; Asterales; Asteraceae. The transcript has a single exon. The coding region runs from base 1 to 951 and encodes 316 amino acids.
AUGGAACAACCUAUGGGUUUUAUUGAUGCUAGAUUUCCUAAUCAUGUGUGUCGUCUACAGAAAGCUCUUUAUGGUCUCAAACAGGCGCCUCGAGCUUGGUUUCAACGACUAAGCACCUUCUUAACAUCACAUGGUUUUGUUUGUAGUCAAGCGGAUCCAUCACUUUUUAUUUAUAAGACAGCAAAAGCCAUUGUUUAUCUUCUUGUGUAUGUGGACGACAUCAUCACCACUGGCAGUGAUUCCUUUUUUAUUACGUCCUUUGUUGCUCGACUGCAUAAAGAAUUUUCAGUCAAAGACUUGGGUCCACUCGGUUACUUCUUGGGUCUUGAAGUUACUAACUCUGAUGCCAGUCUCUUUCUCAGUCAGGCAAAAUAUGCACAUGACAUUUUGUCUCGUGCUGGUCUGUUAGAUUCCAAACCUGUUGCCACUCCUCUUGCUACCACUGAUACUUUUCUCAGCAAGGGUGUCCCGUUUCAUGAUCCUACUCUUUACAGGUCUCUAGUUGGAGCUCUUCAGUAUCUCACCAUUACAAGACCGAACAUCUCUUAUGCAGUAAAUCAAGCCAGUCAACAUCUACAGGCCCCUACAACAUCUCAUUUUCAGUUGGUUAAACGGAUACGACGUUAUGUUAAAGGAACAAUUGCCUUUGGGUUAACCUUCUCCAAACCAACUUCAACAACCAUCGUUGGCUACUCUGAUGCGGACUGGGCCCAUUAUAUUGAAACCAGACGCUCCGCUAUGGUUAUUCUAUUUAUUUGGGUGGCAAUCUGGUUUCCUGGAGUGCGAAGAAACAACCUACAGUCUCUCGCUCUAGUUGUGAAUCUGAAUAUCGUGCCAUGGCCAAUACUGCAGCUGAAAUCAUCUGGCUUACUUACCUUCUUCGAGAACUACAUGCUCUACCUAUGGCUCAUCCGACUUUGCUUUGUGACAACAAGAGUGCUAUUUUUCUAA